UGAUGUAUUACAGUAUACAUGAAAUGUUGAAGUCAAGAUAUUGAAGUUUUUUUUCUGUAUGCGCUUGAACUCUUCGUUUUUUGUAUUGAAAUGCCUUUAAUGUUGUGUUUACAUUAUAGCCUUCCUGGUGAACGAAACGUCACCUAUUUCAAACAGCCAAUCAGACGGUAGGAAUUGCCUUCCUGGUUUACCCUGCACAUUUGUGCAACCAUGCGAUGAUAAACGAGUUGAAAAUAACACGCCUAUAAACACGUAUGGUUACGUUCCCAAAUGUUAUUACAGUAAUGUCUGGCGAGAGUGGAGAAGUAUACAAUGUAACUCGUGUAUAAUAUUUGUACAGGUAUCAUGGCAGUUUUCAUACUAAUCGUGAGUUUGAAGCUGAUGUCUGCAGUUAGUGGUAUUGACUUCGAGGACAUGUACCCUUCUGACGAUCAGCUGAUGGGUCCCACACUAGAUGGAAGUUCUCCAGUUAUUUUUUUCAAUUUUCCCUUUUUCAACAACUUCUAUGACACGAUUUACGUAAAUAACAACGGACAUCUUACUUUCAACAGUCAAUACUGGCAGUAUAUUCCUCAGUCGCUUCCACUUUCCGAUAACACUCCAUUAAUAGCAGUAUUUUGGAUGGAUGUGGAUACGCGAUCAACGGGGCAGGUUUGGUACAAGCUCUCAAAUGACUCUGCUCUUCUCAGUCGCGCUAAAGCGGAUAUCACAGCCUAUUUUGACCUUCAAACUUCAUUUCAGCCAACCAGUGUUUUUACAGCUACUUGGCUAGACGUUCCUUACUGGCAAGCAGCUGGUGAUGACCGGACAAAGAGAAACACUUUUCAAGUCGUUCUUGUGACCGAUGGUAGCACUUCCUUUGCAAUGUUCCAUUAUCAGAAAAUCGAAUGGGCCGGAUAUGCUAAUAAUAUCACCAAAGCUGUAGUUGGAUUCAAUGCCGGAGACACUUUAAAUAGCUUUACAGUAAACAAUUCUGACUAUACUGACGUGAUCAACCUUGAGCAGAGAUCUAACACAGGAGUGCCUGGCAAAUUUAUCUUCCGUGUCGACGGGACCACAAUAGAAGCAGCCAGUGGAAGUGAGUUGACUAAACAGUAUUGUUGUCAUGAUCAAUGCUCUAGAUUUCUCAAAUAGAUAAAUCUAUUAAUUGAUAGAGUAAAAGUUCAGUAGUGUCACGACAGUUGAAAUGUUUCGCAUUAACAUUUUUUACGAUCAGAUGUUAGGUGUAGUACUUGCUUCAUAUCCAUUUCAGGAUGUUGAAGUUUUUUUAUACUACACGUUGAGUUAUGAUAUCUAAACGGUUACAUAGUAUGUAUUUAUUCUGUAUGUUCAAACACGUUUUUUCAGCUGAAAACACCAGGCCCCGGUUGUUCAAAGGCCGGUUAGAGAUAAGCAGUGAUUAGUGAAAAUUUUCAAACAUGAACUUAACAAACAUAUGAAGAUCCUUUAUCCUUUUACAGCUGUAUAUUUGAUGAGACAAGUUAGAUUGAGAUGUUUUGAUAUUUUAUUGGCUUUGAACGAUCUUUUUGUAUUUUCAGGAGCAACAAUUAAACAUUUUCUUUAAUCGCUGGUUAACUUUAACGAAACUUUGAGCAACCAGGGCCUGAUGUAAAGUCCAACAUGAAGUCAUUACAUGUGCGAUAUUGUUUACAUACUGUGUUUUUCUAAUAUCCUUAGUUCUUUCUAUCCAAUGAAUACUCUAUAAAUUGAUCAUUUUUUCCUUGC
Ylistrum balloti is the source of this 1725-nucleotide messenger RNA. Its product is annotated as sushi, nidogen and EGF-like domain-containing protein 1. Lineage: Eukaryota; Metazoa; Mollusca; Bivalvia; Pectinida; Pectinidae. The transcript is spliced from 4 exons. Gene Ontology annotation, biological process: cell-matrix adhesion. The coding region runs from base 346 to 1134 and encodes 262 amino acids. The record is from RefSeq and is a predicted model, not a curated record.